AUGCAUCCUGCAAAGCACGCCGAAAGCGUCCCGGAUGCGGCGUCGUCAGACCCCCAAGGGCCCAAGGCCGCCGGUACAAGACACGGAGGAGAAACACCCUCGCGCGGUGCAAAGCCUGUGAGCGCCCUGAGGCGGAUCAGCAUUAGUGCUGGUGGUGGCAGUGGCCUCAUGGGGAUAUCGGAGAUGAUUUCUCGGCUGGGAAUAUCUUCUGCUGGGAGUGUCACCCUCUUCCCUCACCCACCUGCAUGUCUCCGGGCCUUCUGUCAGUCAACGACUCUGCGAACUUAUGACUACUGUACGUACGAGGACUGCGACGAUAGCGUGGCCGGGCGUGCGGACGAAAUAGUGUCCCGCGUCCCUGUUGUUCACCUGAGGUCCUCCCGCACAGAUACUCCGGAGUUCUUCGUCCUCUGGUACGCUAUUUCGUAUCCUCCGAACAAUCCAGAUUCCUGUCUCGAGGCCUUGACCCCCGGCGGCAAGGGUGCUGGAAAUCUCUCUCAGAUCUGUAGAUCAUCCGCCAAGGAUGUUUGCCCCCAUCGGUACCCAGGUGAGGGUACGCUUUCGGAUCAUCUCAGGGCUGUCGAUAAUCCUAUCUAA
This is a messenger RNA of Venustampulla echinocandica, 597 nucleotides long. RefSeq lists its product as uncharacterized. Bases 1 to 597 code for a protein of 198 amino acids. The record is from RefSeq and is a predicted model, not a curated record. The transcript has a single exon. NCBI's taxonomy places the organism in Eukaryota, Fungi, Ascomycota, Leotiomycetes, Helotiales, Pleuroascaceae.